AUGUCGGCAAACAGAUACUUUACAAUGACAUCAAACACUGUAGAAUCAGUAAACACGGUUACAAAGGCAGCUAAGAAUUACCCCAUUGUAUUCUUGCUGGAGUCAUUACGACAAACAGUACAAAAUUGGUUCUGUAAACAUAGAGACGAAGCGCAUGGAACUUUCACGAUGUUGACUAGCAAGUUCGAGAACGUCAUGAGGAGAAUGAGUUCAGAAUUAAGGAACUUGAGGGUAUCUCCUUCCAACCAAACAGUGUUCUCCGUGAGCGAUGAAAGGACAUUUGUUGUUGACAUUGAGCAACGUACAUGCACUUGCAGGAUGAUGCAGGUCGAUCUGAUGCCUUGUCCACAUGCAUUGGCUAUAAUUGCACAUACAAAAAAGGAUGCAUAUUCUUAUUGUUCCUAUUAUUACACAAAGGAUGCAUAUGUAAAUGCUAACGAAAGUUCGGUAUAUCCUGUUGGAAAUCCAGAUGAAUGA
Olea europaea var. sylvestris is the source of this 477-nucleotide messenger RNA. RefSeq lists its product as uncharacterized. Gene Ontology annotation, molecular function: zinc ion binding. Lineage: Eukaryota; Viridiplantae; Streptophyta; Magnoliopsida; Lamiales; Oleaceae. The record is from RefSeq and is a predicted model, not a curated record. The coding region runs from base 1 to 477 and encodes 158 amino acids. The transcript has 2 exons.